CCCUAAUUUGGACUGUGGUGAUGUGUUAAAACCGUUGUGUGUACAAUCCAUUGAGCCAGGCCAGAAGACCAGAAGAUGAACUACAAUCCGAACGCGGGUAUGCGGAACCCCUCAGCUGCCGGUCGCCCAAGGCCACAGAAGCGCGUCAGCGACGUCAACGCCAUGGGUCCCUCGGCUCCGAUGAUGGGCGGUGGCGCCACCUUCAUGGCCCCACCUGCCGGCCCGGCAAUGUUGGAUCCCAAUUUGUACGGUGCACCUGCUCCGGCGCCCGUCAACAGCUACGGCUUCGACCCCAGUCUCGGCCAGCCGUCGCAGCACAUCCAGCAGCCACCGCAACAGCAACCGGGAUUCGGCUACGGUGCACCACAGCCUCCGCAACAGGCGUCUGCGAAUGCCCCGCCCACCUAUGGAAUGGGAGCACCGCAGCCUGGGGCCGGACCCCUGCCUGCGGGACAGUACCCACAGUUCGCCAUGUUCCAGCAGCCCAUUGUCCAGGACAUGGCCAUGCAGUACGGCCAGCGCCUGGCGGAUCAGGGCAAGCAGAUAAUGGAGAACCAGUUCGAGAAGUGGGUGCCGGUGGCUAAGCUCAAGUACUAUUUCGCUGUGGACAAUGCCUACGUGGGCAGAAAGCUGCGGCUGCUCUUCUUCCCCUAUAUCCACAAGGACUGGUCCCUGCGGUACGACCAGGAGCACCCAGUGCAGCCGCGAUACGAUGUCAACGCCCCGGAUCUCUAUCUGCCCACCAUGGGCUACAUCACAUACGUGAUCGUGGCGGGCCUACUGCUGGGCAUGCAGAAGCGUUUCUCGCCGGAGCAGCUCGGCAUCCAGGCCUCCAGCGCCAUGGCGUAUAGCAUUUUCGAACUGGUCAUCUACUCCAUAGCUCUGUACGUAAUGAAUGUGAAGACGACUAAAACCCUCGACUUGCUAGCCUUCACUGGCUAUAAGUACGUUAAUAUAGUGGUCUGUCUGAUGGUCAGCACGCUGUUCUUCAAAUCCGGAUAUUAUAUUGCACUGGCGUACACCAGUUUUUCCUUCGGCUUCUUUCUGCUCCGCACGCUGCGGACCAAGUUGCUGCAGGACAACUCACCGGCUGCACCCAGUGGCGCCAUCAACUACGAUCCCUAUGGCAAUCCCCAGCAAUUCGACUACAGCGGCGGCAAGAAGCGGAAGCUCUACUUCCUGUUCAUGGUAGUUGCGGGUCAAGCGCUGUUCGCCUUUUUACUCUCCAAGCACCUGUAUCUGCCGGAGGCGGAGGUUCCACUGGUGCCCAAAACCUUCUAAAUCGCCAGGCUUGAUAGGUUAAUUUGCGGACUCCUUGAGUAAAACCGGGGCCAGGAUCCCGUUCGAAUGUUGAGAGUUUCCGGAGCCGAGGCCAAGUCAUUUCCAGCAUGUAAAAUCCCCUCAGUAGUUUGUGGUUGGCGGUCAUCAGAGAUUCGCGCGAGAGAAGCAUAUUUUUGUUAGAAACAACACAUUUUAUAAAUAAAUACCAGCUAUGAGAAUUAAUUUUUUAUAUAA
Molecule: messenger RNA, 1515 nt
Organism: Drosophila suzukii
Lineage: Eukaryota; Metazoa; Arthropoda; Insecta; Diptera; Drosophilidae
Gene: Yif1
Product: Yip1d-interacting factor 1
Biological process (GO): endoplasmic reticulum to Golgi vesicle-mediated transport
Cellular component (GO): Golgi membrane; endoplasmic reticulum-Golgi intermediate compartment; endoplasmic reticulum membrane
Source: RefSeq, a predicted model, not a curated record